AUGUCCUAUGCCUACCGCUUGGGCACUUGGGAGCAAAACAGAACGCUCGGUCUGCAUUCCGACCUUGGCGCAAGGGCAAUGAUUGCUUUUGUUGUCCAAAGCCUUCCAGGCCCGGCCAUCGGCUUCUACUUCUACGAGUUUGCUUCGACCACCAACGACGAGGAAAUGGAAAACGGCCCCUUCGCUGAUGCACUCUGGUUCUGA
Messenger RNA from Coprinopsis cinerea okayama7#130, 204 nucleotides. RefSeq lists its product as hypothetical. The transcript has a single exon. Lineage: Eukaryota; Fungi; Basidiomycota; Agaricomycetes; Agaricales; Psathyrellaceae. The record is from RefSeq and is a predicted model, not a curated record. The coding region runs from base 1 to 204 and encodes 67 amino acids.